AUGGCUAUUGAAACACCUACAGUGGCCGGUAUUGUGGCGGGGAUGAAUCCCUUCACCUACGAGGCCUCCUCUCCUUACACCCUCUUCCUUUUUCAAGCUUUCUUCAUCAUCACGUUGUGCCAAAUCGUACACUACCCCUUGUCCAAGAUCAGACAGCCAAAAGUGAUUGCCGAGGUUCUUACAGGGAUCCUCCUUGGACCUACGGUAAUGGGCCAUAUCCCCAACUUCACCGCCACCUGCUUCCCACCGGCGUCCAUUCCUGGUCUCACCUUGAUCGCCAACGUGGGUAUCAUCCUCUUCUUGUUUCUCAUCGGGCUUGAGGUGGAUGUGGUUUUCAUCCGCAAACACCUCAAAAUUGCCCUCUCCGUGGGUGUUGUCAAUAUGGCCGUGCCCUUUGGGCUCGGCUGUGCGGUGUCCGUCGGGUUGUACAACGAGUACCGCGUCACGUCUGGUGAAACGCCCAUCGAAUUCACCACAUACAUGGUGUUCAUCGCCGUGGCCAUGUGCAUCACCGCAUUCCCCGUGUUGGCGCGUAUCUUGACGGAAUUGAACUUGAUCAACGACAGGGUAGGGACCACCGUCUUGGCUGCUGGGAUCACUAACGAUUUGUUGGGCUGGAUCUUAUUAGCCCUCAGCGUGACGUUAGCAAACUCCGCCAAUGGGGUCACCACCGUCUAUAUUCUUCUCUUGGCGGCAGGCUGGUUCAUCUUCUUGCUGUACCCAGUUUCCUGGGUCUUGCGCUUCUGGUUGACCAAAUACACCAAAGAUUUGGAACGGGGGCCGUCGCAGAUCUCUAUCAUGGUCAUUAUGAUGAUAGUGUUUGUCUCCAGCUUCUUUACCGACAUCAUUGGCGUACACCCGAUCUUCGGUGCCUUCAUGGUGGGGGUCAUCGUGCCUCGUGAAAACGGGUUUGCAAUCAAAAUCACCGAAAAGAUCGAGGACUUGGUUAUCGUGGUUCUCGUCCCAAACUACUUUGCCCUUUCAGGCCUCAAUACCAACUUGGGGUUGCUUAACCGAGGCAUUGACUGGGGCUAUGUGAUCGGCAUCAUUGUCAUCGCGCUCGUGGGGAAGGUCUCGGGUGGCUUCGUCGCCGCCAAAUUCAACGGUUUGCUAUGGCGAGAAUCGCUUAGUGUCGGAGUGUUGAUGUCCUGCAAGGGUAUUGUCGAGAUUGUGGUAUUAUCUACAGGGCUCAAGGCCGGGAUUAUCACUCAACGCGUGUUUUCGAUGUUUAUCGUAAUGGCACUUGUAACCACGUUCUUGACCACUCCCUUGACUUUACUUUCGUAUCCGGUUUGGUACCGUGAAAAGGUGAAGAAGUUCACAGCAGGGGAGAUCAACUGGGAUGGUACCCUCAUCGCCGACGACAAAACGGCAAAGAGUGAUAAUGGUUUAGGGGAAGCGGAUCUGCGUCUCCUAUCGCCUUCCGGCUGCCUCACUGUCGAAUCCUUGCCAAAGUUUAGAGUGUCCCGCGUGGUGGUUGUGUUGGAAAACCUCGACUCCAUCUCCAACAUUAUGCGUUUGUUGCACAACUUGGCCUUCACCGAUACAUCUGAUGCUGACAACGAGAGUGUGGACACCAAGUCGGUGUCGGUAGCCUCUAACUACAACUUGGGUAUCCACGCCAUCCACUUGAAGGAGUUUACCGAAAGAACGUCCCACUUGAUUCAGGCAUCAACCGCGGACCAGACCAGAGAUGAGGACACGUACAACCCGAACUAUAUUGACGACUCAUCCUUUCUCAACAUCUUGAGAAUUUUUUCCGAGUUGAACGGCAUCCACUACAGCUCCCAAACUAUUCUCACUACUCUCCGGAACCGUGCGUACGCCGUCUGCGAUAACCUCAUCGAAACCUCCGAUCUUUUACUCACCUCU
Molecule: messenger RNA, 1872 nt
Organism: Babjeviella inositovora NRRL Y-12698
Lineage: Eukaryota; Fungi; Ascomycota; Pichiomycetes; Serinales
Exons: 1
Biological process (GO): proton transmembrane transport
Cellular component (GO): membrane
Molecular function (GO): antiporter activity
Source: RefSeq, a predicted model, not a curated record